Messenger RNA from Cygnus atratus (black swan), 7622 nucleotides. RefSeq names its product kinesin family member 1B (gene KIF1B). The coding region runs from base 586 to 4068 and encodes 1160 amino acids. The record is from RefSeq and is a predicted model, not a curated record. Gene Ontology annotation, biological process: microtubule-based movement. NCBI's taxonomy places the organism in Eukaryota, Metazoa, Chordata, Aves, Anseriformes, Anatidae. Gene Ontology annotation, molecular function: microtubule binding; ATP binding; microtubule motor activity. The transcript has 21 exons.
UGGCGGAGGAACCGAAUCGCCUUGUCCUCGGGGUUCGCCGGCGGAAUUGACUCACGGAGAAGGGAGGGGCCCUCCAGUGAGGGCGUUCCUUCCCGAGCCUUCGAUUGGCGCUCGACAGUGUCAAUCUUAUGAUUGGCACUGCGGGGGGGACGGGCACGGGCCGGCUCUGCGCGCGGCGAUUGGCGAGCGGGAGGGAGGCGGGAGCAUCGGCGCGCGGCGAUUGGCGGACAGAACGCUCCUCCCUCCCCCGCGGAGGCGGGGCCGGGCGCAGAGCGCCGCGCUCCUGUCUGUGUGGGAGCGGCGCUGUGGGGUGCGGGUAGUUGCGCUCCCUCCUCCGGCCGCGGCCUUUUUCUCUUUCUUUCCCCGUUCCUUUCGCUCUCCUCCCGGGCUCAGCAGCGAAGCGUGAUGGGGGCGGCCGCCUUUUGCCCUCCCUUCGCCGGCCCCGCUGCCUUUCCCAGCCGCUGACAGGGCCGGCGGCCCCCCGCGGCCUUCGGACGCCCCCAGAAGACGCCAGCAAGAAGGUAAACUUGGAAGGAUUCUGACCCCUUCACUUUUAAUUUCUCGACUGCACUACUAGCAACCAGAAUGUCGGGGGCUUCUGUGAAGGUGGCUGUUCGGGUCCGGCCCUUCAACUCCCGAGAAACCAGCAAAGAAUCCAAAUGUAUCAUCCAGAUGCAAGGCAAUUCAACCAGUAUUAUCAACCCAAAGAAUCCUAAGGAAGCGCCAAAGUCCUUCAGCUUUGACUACUCUUAUUGGUCCCACACAUCGCCUGAAGAUCCCUGUUUUGCAUCACAGAGCCGUGUGUACAAUGAUAUUGGAAAGGAGAUGUUGCUGCAUGCCUUUGAGGGCUACAAUGUGUGCAUUUUUGCCUAUGGACAAACCGGAGCUGGGAAAUCCUACACAAUGAUGGGCAAGCAGGAGGAGAGCCAAGCAGGGAUAAUCCCCCAGCUAUGUGAAGAACUGUUUGAGAAAAUCAAUGACAACAGCAAUGAAGAAAUGUCAUAUUCUGUAGAGGUGAGUUACAUGGAGAUUUACUGUGAAAGAGUCCGAGACUUGUUGAACCCGAAGAACAAAGGGAAUUUGCGGGUGCGAGAACAUCCUCUGCUUGGACCAUAUGUGGAAGAUCUGUCCAAGUUGGCAGUCACGUCUUACACAGACAUUGCAGACCUCAUGGAUGCUGGAAACAAAGCCAGGACUGUGGCAGCUACCAACAUGAAUGAAACUAGUAGCCGCUCUCAUGCCGUGUUUACAAUUGUCUUUACUCAGAAGAAACAUGAUGCAGAAACUGAUCUUUCCACGGAGAAGGUCAGCAAGAUUAGCCUCGUGGAUCUAGCUGGGAGUGAGCGAGCUGAUUCAACUGGUGCCAAAGGAACCCGAUUAAAGGAAGGAGCAAAUAUAAACAAGUCUCUCACAACUCUGGGUAAAGUUAUUUCAGCAUUGGCAGAAGUGAGUAAAAAGAAGAAGAAGACAGACUUCAUACCAUACAGAGAUUCUGUACUAACAUGGCUUCUUCGAGAAAAUCUAGGUGGUAACUCCCGAACUGCUAUGGUUGCUGCUUUGAGUCCAGCGGAUAUCAACUAUGAUGAAACUUUGAGCACUUUAAGGUAUGCUGAUCGUGCAAAACAGAUUAAAUGUAAUGCUGUUAUCAAUGAAGAUCCCAAUGCCAAGCUGGUGCGUGAGCUGAAGGAGGAGGUGACAAGGCUUAAGGAUCUGCUGCGAGCCCAGGGGCUUGGAGAUAUUAUUGACACCUCCAUGGGGUCCCUCACUGCAUCUCCAUCCUCCUGCUCUCUCAGUAGUCAGGUGGGCUUAACAUCUGUGUCCAGUAUACAGGAAAGGAUCAUGUCAACACCUGGAGGAGAAGAGGCAAUUGAACGGUUGAAGGAAUCUGAGAAGAUCAUUGCAGAGCUGAAUGAAACAUGGGAAGAGAAGCUGAGGAAAACAGAGGCCAUUAGGAUGGAAAGGGAGGCGUUGUUGGCAGAAAUGGGAGUUGCCAUUCGUGAAGAUGGAGGAACGCUGGGAGUCUUCUCACCUAAAAAGACUCCUCAUCUUGUAAACCUUAAUGAAGAUCCACUCAUGUCUGAAUGUCUGCUCUACUACAUCAAAGAUGGUAUUACUAGGGUUGGCCAAGCUGAUGCUGAGCGAAGGCAGGAUAUUGUUUUGAGUGGGGCUCAUAUCAAAGAAGAGCACUGUAUCUUCCGGAGUGAGAGGAACAACAAUGGUGAAGUUAUUGUUACUCUGGAGCCCUGUGAAAGAUCAGAAACCUAUGUUAAUGGCAAGAGGGUUGUGCAGCCUGUGCAGUUGCGCUCAGGAAAUCGUAUCAUCAUGGGUAAGAACCAUGUCUUCCGAUUCAACCAUCCAGAGCAAGCACGAGCAGAAAGAGAGAAAACACCAUCAGCUGAGACUCCCUCUGAGCCAGUUGACUGGACUUUUGCUCAGAGGGAGCUUCUGGAGAAGCAGGGCAUUGACAUGAAGCAGGAGAUGGAGAAAAGAUUACAAGAAAUGGAGAUCUUGUAUAAGAAGGAAAAAGAGGAAGCAGAUCUCUUGUUGGAGCAGCAAAGGCUGGAUGCAGACUCUGAUAGUGGGGAUGAUUCGGACAAGAGAUCGUGUGAGGAGAGUUGGAGACUGAUCACUUCCCUGAGAGAGAAGCUGCCCCCCAGCAAGCUCCAAACCAUUGUAAAAAAGUGUGGCCUCCCCAGCAGUGGGAAGAAACGAGAGCCUAUUAAAAUGUACCAGAUACCCCAACGCCGACGCCUUAGCAAAGACUCCAAGUGGGUUACCAUCUCAGACUUAAAGAUCCAGGCUGUGAAAGAGAUAUGCUAUGAGGUAGCACUCAAUGACUUCAGGCACACUAGACAGGAGAUUGAGGCUCUGGCCAUUGUUAAAAUGAAGGAGCUUUGUGCCAUGUAUGGGAAAAAAGAUCCGAAUGAGCGUGAAUCGUGGCGAGCUGUUGCCCGUGAUGUCUGGGAUACGGUAGGAGUUGGAGAUGAGAAAAUUGAAGAUGUUAUGGGCAACGGCAAAGGAGUAACUGAUGUGGAUGACCUGAAGGUGCAUAUAGACAAAUUGGAAGAUAUCUUGCAAGAAGUGAAGAAGCAGAACAACAUGAAGGAUGAGGAGAUAAAAGUUCUUAGAAAUAAGAUGCUAAAAAUGGAGAAGGUUUUGCCUCUGAUAGGGUCUUCAGAGAAAGCUCAGUCAACCACAGCUAAUGAUAAGUCUCCAAACUCUGACAGUGUAGCGGAUGUGGAUAAGAAGCCCACAGGCGAAUUAAAAAGAAGUGAGAAUGAUGAUCUUGCUAAAGAGGAGCGUGUUUCUCAGUUAAUGGCAGGUGAUCCAGCUUUCCGACGUGGGAGAUUACGUUGGAUGAGGCAAGAACAGAUUCGAUUUAAAAAUCUGCAGCAGCAGGAAAUAGCAAAACAGCUUCGUCGACAAAAUAUGCCUCACCGAUUUAUCCCGCCUGAAAAUCGUAAGCCACGGUUUCCUUUCAAAAGCAACCCCAAGCAUAGAAACUCAUGGAGUCCGGGCACUCACAUAAUUAUCACAGAGGAUGAAGUUAUUGAGGUUAGAAUUCCAAAAGAUGAUGAUAAGAACAAAGAUGAAAGCAAAGAAAAAGAAAGCAGAGCUGCCCCUAAGGACCCUCAGCAGCUGUGGAAUCUUUAUGGCCCCCAGAGGAAUCAAGAUAAUAUCCAAAUUAACAGGCAGCAGCUAAACACUCAGGCCCAGCCUAGCAAUCAUCAGCAGCAACCCCAGUUGCGUUGGAGAAGCAAUUCUCUCAACAACGGCUCUCAAAAAACCUUGCGGCGGCAGGCAUCAGGCUCGUCUGAAUCGUUGCACUCGUACAGUGGGCAGCAGAACCCAGACCUGCAGACUUUCCAGCAAAAGCGCCACAUCCACCAGCACCGGCAGCCUUACUGCAAUCAUAGCACUGGCGGCAGUGCAGAAGGCAGUACAGCAAACUCCCACCCGAAACAGACUGACCGGCUUAACCACUAUAACCAGUUUGUGACGCCCCCACGGAUGAGGCGCCAGUUCUCAGCACCUAACCUCAAAGCGGGCAGAGAAACUACCGUAUGAUUAGUUGGCCAAGGCUAGUCUCGGGGAGGAGGGAAGCAGGGGCAAUGCUGGCUUCUUAAGAAACAGCCAGGAUUGGCUUUGCUUAUGUCUUGGGUUUGGCCAGGUAGAACUUGAGUAAUUCGGCACAAGGUACCGGUGCUUCAGCCCGUUCAGUUUGCAUGUGACUUUUGGUGCAGUUGUAACAACCCCGAUUGGAAGAACACUGACAAAUUUUAAGAACUUUCGUCAUAGAUUAGAAGAUUUGGAGGGAGGGUUGUGGAGGGGAGAACUUCUCUGCUAGCUCAUUUACCAAUUUUUUUGUGUGUCUUGGAGUAUUUUUCUAAUGUUGAAAAUAUUGUCUGGAACUCACCAAGUGCUACCUUCCUCCUGUGUUUUUAUGUAGACAAUCAAAAAAGGAAUUUAGUUUAUAGCAUUGAAUGUUUCUUGUGCCUUUUUUUUUUUUUUUUUUUUUUUUAGAAAUAAGGAAACUGACCAUCUGUUUUUAAAUCGAUCUGGCUCUUCAGUACAAUAUUUUCCACUCUUAACCCAAAUUCUCCAUAAUCUGUAAAUGAAAUGUUGGCUGACAAGAUAAUGUGGCUUUUUGUAUAGAGAAAUUAAGAAGAGCUAUUGGGCCACAAUCCUACUACCUGAGUAGGAAAUGUCUUCUGUCCUUCUGCUUAAGUUCAUAAUUAUUGGUAUGAAAUUGCUGUGACAGUUAAACUUGCCUGAAUGGAAUUUGAUGUCAGGAUAUAUAUGUUUGAAGCAAUAUGUUGGAAAUGAGUUUUUUCUAAUUCUGAUUGCAUCUCUAAGUAUAAUAGUUCUUAAUUAUUAUACGGAGAUUGCAGAAAGGAACCGAGAUUUUUUUAAUACUCUGGUGCAGGAAGAAGCCUCAAAGAGCUAGUUCUUAUUUUGUUUUCAGCUUUCUCAGGCUGUAAGUCUGGGAGGUAGUUAUUCUUACGAAGAUUUAUCAAUCGCUACUUUGAAUUGGCUGGGGUAAAGAUAGGUUAAUUGAACUGUUUCAUCUUAAUGUGAUACCUCAUGUUAGUGUUUCUGGUCUUGGAUUAUACCCAUGUUUCCAGACUUUUUUUAAUAAAGGAGAAGGUCACAUUUAGGAAAAAAUAAGAUGAUUUUUCCUUCUCCCCAUGCAAGUAAGAAUUUUUAAUAUCUAUUCUGAUCUGAGGUGUCUGUACUUGCAAGUGAUUUGCCAUAAAACAAAUGCUUGCAAUCCCUACUUCAGAUUCUUUUAAACAAAUUACACGAAAAAUACUGAUUAAGCAAUAAUCUUUUUAUGAAUUUGGUGUUUCGUCUCAAUUGGAGAGUCCCAUUUUUGAUUAUAGACCUUUCCUUCUGAGUUUCUUAAGGUGCAAAACAAAAUUGAGCGUACUUCUAAAAAUCUGUGGACAUAAGCAUAAGCCAAUCUAAAGCUCUGAGGAGAACUUACUUUUGCUGUUAAGUUUAACUUGAAUAAAAUUUUAAAAGCGAACUUGGAUACUAUACCAGAUUUGGUGAGAUUGGUCCACUUUGCAGUGCAUUUGUACAGUUAAGUGACUUGUGCUCUUUUGCACAAAUAUCCUUGAUUUACUUGAGGUUGCUUAUUUUUGAUUAAAAUACAAGCCCUACUGGUAAUUGUUACUUCUGCAUGUUUCAACAUAGCUGUAGAUAAGUAGAAAAUGCCUCAUGCUUACCUUCCAUCUUAUUUUUAUUUCUUGUCCUACUUUUUUUCCCCUUUCCCAAUUGUGCAUGGUAUAGGCGCUGGUUGCAACACAUGGUAAGUGGCAGCCAUGCACCAUUUAUGUAUAGUUUAAUCAAGUGUUACCACUGCAGCCUCUGCACAUGCCUUACUGAUAGAAUACUGGCCCUCGGAUAUAGGAGAUCCAAAGUCUGACUGUCCUAGUAGAAUCAGUUAGUCCUACCAUUUAGGACUUGUUUUACGGAAGGUUUAAUUCAUUUGUCCACCUAUGGCUUUGCAAUUUGCAUUUGUCUCAUGUUUGGCCUAUGUGAACAAAGGAAAUAGAACAUGGCCAAAAAGCCUUGAUAUUUUUCAAAAAAAAAAAAAAAAAAAAAAAAGGAAGCCUUGUAGAUGAGCAAUACUUAGUUUGAGCCUGAGUCAAAAUUGCUAAAUGAGAUUUUAGGCUGCAAAUACUGUUGUCCUGGUGCCUUUCUUUUGAGAAUUCUGUUUUAUGAGUGCAUUGCACUUUACCCUUGACAUGCAAUGAGUUCUCUUUCAUAACCUCAGAAAGGCUUGGGCUCUCUUACAAAUGUAUGCUCUGGAAAAUCCUCUUAGCUCUGUAGAAUACCUGAGCCAAAGAGGUAGUGGUCGGCGUUAGGGGUAGGCGGUGAGAGAAGAACAAGUCAGGAUUCUGUUGUCCCAUUUAUUUGUUGAGGAUUGUGGCUGCCACAAAAUCACGACACAAUUUCAAGUCCAUGCAAGUACAUGUACUGACAGGAGAUUAAAAAUAGAUCCUGCUCUUCCAUGUUUAAAUGCUAAAUUCUAAAAAGUUUUUCCCCAACUUACUUCAGCAUAAAAUGCUGAAAAAAAAUACCCAUAAAUGGUUUGGAUGGUGGUGAUGAUGAACAAUAGGUGGUCAUCAAUCUGUUACCCCCCUGUUUUAGUGCAGCACUAGAAAAACAACCUCGCUCAUUUUGCUGGAUGGUUUGACAUACCAUUCCUUUGAAAAAGGAGUAGUCAUUGACAGAAGGAGUCCAGCCUGCUCAGAGAAGCAGCUUUCUUCCUGGGCUUCAGGGAGGUUAUUACAAAAAUGAAACUUGGGAAGAAAUCUUUUAAAAUAAUCAGCCACUUUUAGAAUGUAGUGCCUUGUCUUAGAAGGGAAAGUGUGAGAACUCAUGGAUCUCCUUGCAGUAUUCAGAAAUAUGCACACCUCUCACUUCAAAUCCUGCAUUAAUGGGGCUAAUGAACACUAAUACAGCUGCUUUCAUAGAAGACUGUGGAAAAGGCUUUCAGGUUAAUGGAAAUGUGGCAUCCGUGAUGGGAGUGCUGUUUUAGUGAGCUUAAUUGCCAUUGCUAAGUGCUGAUGUGCUGUGUGCUUUGACAGCUGGCUUGUAUCCACCUGUGCCUUAGUGAUGAUUGAUUAAAUGUCCUUUAAGACACACUAGGGACAUGUGGAUUUGGGGGUUGGGUGGGGAAAUGCAUGACACUAACUCUCCUCUGAUUGACUUCAAUGUCCUUUCUGACACAAUCUUGGGGAUCUGUCAAACUAGAGGAUGCUAUUUUUAUCAGUGCGUUCAGCAUAGUUUCAAUAACACUCACUGUUUGUUCUUUAUUCUUUAUAUGUUAGAGGUUUGUCCUUUAUCCUUUAUAUGUUGACAUUUGACUGAUACUUCCCUUUGAACCACUUCAGGAGCUGCCAAAUGAGAAUUCUAUGCUGUGUGCCCAUUUGUACUGUAAAGAAAGCAGUGAGAUGCCUUUGAAUUACAUGGGAUUUUCAGAUCUGUCCAUUGUUUAAGAAAAUAUAAGUUUUGAAUUGUCUUAAGAGCAAGCAUCUGCCUCGUGAAAAGCAGAACUGGUUUGUAUUGUAACAAGUGCUCUUUCAAUAAACUAUGAAAUACUCUUGUAA